Messenger RNA from Propithecus coquereli (Coquerel's sifaka), 1710 nucleotides. It is a transcript of the gene KYAT3, whose product is annotated as cysteine conjugate-beta lyase 2. The record is from RefSeq and is a predicted model, not a curated record. The transcript has 13 exons. Gene Ontology annotation, biological process: biosynthetic process. Gene Ontology annotation, cellular component: cytoplasm; mitochondrion. Lineage: Eukaryota; Metazoa; Chordata; Mammalia; Primates; Indriidae. Gene Ontology annotation, molecular function: L-kynurenine:2-oxoglutarate transaminase activity; pyridoxal phosphate binding. Bases 86 to 1348 code for a protein of 420 amino acids.
CCCCGAGUCAGUCCCCGCCCAGCCAGGCCCGCCAGCCCAGGCGGGACUCGAGCCUGGGAAGCGAGGUUGUUGCCUGUGAGGGAGAAUGUUUUUGGCUCUUGGCAGUGGAGCAAGAUUCCUGAAGACAAUUUAUUCUUCAAAAAUCCUUCGAUUCUCUACUUCUGCUAAAAUGUCUGUGAAAUUCACAAAUGCAAAACGAAUUGAAGGCCUUGAUAGUAACGUGUGGAUUGAAUUUACGAAGUUGGCUGCAGACCCUUCUGUUGUGAAUCUUGGCCAAGGACUUCCAGAUAUAUCCCCUCCUAUAUAUGUAAAAGAAAAAUUAUCAAAGAUUGCAGCCAUUGAUAGCCUCAAUCAGUAUACACGGGGCUUUGGUCAUCCAUCACUUGUGAAAGCUCUGUCCUGCCUAUAUGAAAAGCUUUAUCAAAAUCAAAUCGAUCCAAAUAAAGAAAUCCUUGUGACAGUAGGAGCAUAUGGAUCUCUUUUUAGUGCCAUUCAAGCCUUAAUAGAUGAGGGAGAUGAAGUCAUAAUAAUAGUGCCUUUCUAUGACUGUUAUGAGCCCAUGGUGAGAAUGGCUGGAGCAACACCUGUUUUUAUUCCCCUUAGAUCAUCUAAACCUGUUUAUGGAAAAAGAUGGUCUAGUUCUGACUGGACAUUAGAUCCUCAUGAGCUGGCAAGUAAAUUUAAUUCCAGAACCAAAGCUAUUAUACUGAAUACUCCACAUAACCCCCUUGGCAAGGUGUAUACCAAAGAGGAACUCCAAGUCAUUGCUGACCUUUGCAUCAAAUAUGACACACUCUGCAUCAGUGAUGAGGUUUAUGAAUGGCUUGUAUAUUCUGGAAAUAAGCAUUUUAAAAUAGCCACUUUUCCAGGUAUGUGGGAGAGAACAAUAACAAUAGGAAGUGCUGGAAAGACUUUCAGUGUAACUGGCUGGAAGAUUGGCUGGUCCAUUGGUCCUAAUCAUUUGAUAAAACAUUUACAGACAGUUCAACAAAAUACCAUUUAUACUUGUGCUACUCCUUUACAGGAAGCCUUGGCUCAAGCUUUCUGGAUUGACAUCAAGCGCAUGGAUGAUCCAGAGUGUUACUUUAAUUCUUUGCCAAAAGAGUUAGAAGUAAAAAGAGAUCGGAUGGUAUGUCUACUUGAAAGUGUUGGCCUAAAACCCAUAGUUCCUGAUGGAGGAUAUUUCAUCAUUGCUGAUGUGUCUUUGCUAGAUGCAGACCUCUCUGAUAUGAAGGACAAUGAGCCUUAUGACUAUAAAUUUGUGAAAUGGAUGACUAAAAAUAAGAAAGAUAGCACACUGGAUGCUGCUGAAGAAAUCAUCAAAGCAUGGAACGUGCAGAAGUCUUGAUGUGUGCAGAAUGGGUCAGUGUUUCUAUUCUGUUAGAUGACCUAGUAUGAAAUUUCUACUCAAUGCUGCCACCUGCUGAAGUUGAAAAACAAAUAUUUCAGUACAAAUAGCAUUUAAAUAAAUAUUUCCAUUGUUUUUCCAAAGUUAACCCUACUCCUAACAAUAUUCAGGAGGUCUGAUUUUAUUUUUCAGUUGACAUGUAUUAAAACACUUGCCACUAUCAUUUUACGAGAAUGAGCAUAGCAUUUUGGAUAAGAAUCGUGAGACGCUUAACCUCUCUGUUCCUCAGUUUCUUCAUUAUAAAAGGGGAAUAAAAAUACCAUCUGCUUCAUAUGAAGAUUAUUUUUGAGGAUUAAACAGAC